This is a messenger RNA of Bathycoccus prasinos, 1821 nucleotides long. RefSeq lists its product as hypothetical. The coding region runs from base 1 to 1821 and encodes 606 amino acids. The record is from RefSeq and is a predicted model, not a curated record. Gene Ontology annotation, biological process: GPI anchor biosynthetic process. Gene Ontology annotation, molecular function: alpha-1,2-mannosyltransferase activity. The transcript has a single exon. Gene Ontology annotation, cellular component: endoplasmic reticulum membrane. NCBI's taxonomy places the organism in Eukaryota, Viridiplantae, Chlorophyta, Mamiellophyceae, Mamiellales, Bathycoccaceae.
AUGACCACCACCACCACCAUCACCAAACCGACGAACGCGAGGCUUCUUAUUCUCCAUUGCGUUCUCGUCUUGCUUCGAUUCGUUUCUGCAAUGUUCGGCACGGGAUACGUCCACCCAGACGAACACUUUCAAUCCAUCCAACCGGCAUUUAGAGACGUGUUUUCAUCAGGCGGAGAAACAGACGAAACACAAUCGACGACGACGGUGAAAGAGUUGACGCACAUUCCGUGGGAGUUUACGGCGAAAAUGCCGGUGAGAAGUUCCAUCGCGCACGCUUUGAUGGCUUCGGUGCCGUAUCGGAUUUGGCUCAAGAUUUCCCCUACGAGGAGCAGCACUUGGUGGCUGUUCGCCGCGCCGAGAGCGAUGAUGACGUUAUAUUCUUUAAUCGUCGAUUUUGUCGCGAUAACGAUUGUAAAGCGAAUCUCUGAUAAGGCGCAGAACACAUCGUCGCCCGUGCGAUACUUGCCACUCUUACUGGCGACGUCUUGGCCGAUGUUUGUGAUACACGCGAGACCGUUUUCAAACGGGAUGGAAGCGACCAUAUUCGCGAUGGUUUUGAUCGGGAUGAUGGAUUCAACGACGACAUAUAGAAGUAACGAGAAGAAAACGGCGAAGGAGGGAUUGAAAGAGGAUGUUGUGUUGGUUCUUAGAGGCGCAUUAAUCGCCGUGGGAAUCUUCGUACGGUUUACGUUUGCGAUUUUUGUCGCGCCUUUGAUGGUAUUCGAGUCCUUUCGAUUUUUGCAAACGCCAAAGCUGAUGAUGGAGUUUCUGAGACGAAGUUCGAUUGUGGCGGUUUCGUUUGCGGUGGUUGCAUCUGCAAUAGCUAAAUUGGACGCGAAAUAUUACGAGAGAACAGAAGAGGAGUUUUAUUUCGCGCCGUGGCACGCGUUGGUGUACAACGUGAAAUUCGCGGGCAAACAUCACGGCGAGCACUUUAGAUUGACGCAUUUGAUGUUGAAUGGUUUCGUUCUCUUUGGACCGGCGUAUGCGCUGUGCGUGUGGAAAUUGAUUAAAGAAACGGUGUUGAAGAAAAAGAACACGAAGGAGAACGGUUCGGAGACGAGUCAAAGUUUGCGACCAAUCUUGUAUUCGUCUUUCGCUUCCAUCGCCGUUUUGUCGAUUUCUUCGCACCAAGAGGCUAGAUUUUUACUUCCAGCGAUGCUUCCCGUGCUUACAGUUGCGAGCUAUGAGCUUGCUCGAUUAUACGAGAACGAAACUCCUGUUGCGGUUAAGGAUAAGGACACGAAUAAAACGAGCGGUGGAGUGCGCGUGAAAUUCUCUCUCUUCUGGCUCGUUUGGGUGACUUUCAACGCGUCGGUGACCAUCUUUUACGGGUUUGCGCACCAAGCUCGAAUAUCGUCGGUAGUUCUAGAUCUUCCCUCAUUUGCCACCGAUCCCGAUGGUGUGGGAUCCGGAAACCGCGGUGCUAAAGCGUUGGUUGCGUUUUGGCGCACGUAUCCUCCGCCAAACGCUUUCCUGGGAAAAGAUGCGAUGAAAUCAAUCGCCAUCAAAGAACACUCGCAAGAAAGCGCCGAACGUUUUACUCAUUCAAUGAAAGUCAUCGAUAAAAACAACAAAUCCAAAAAGGAAUACGAUUACUAUUACGUCGUCGCCCCGGAAACGAGCAUUCAAUCCUUAAAAGACGCGUUUGGUGAGGAAGCGCUCCUGACGAUGAAAAAACAAUAUCUCGGUCACUUCAACGUGGAAGAACUCGCUCGCGAAAUUAUAAGGCAACGAGGCUUACCAUUCUCGCUCGACGCGUACACGUUAUCGGUGUAUGAGAUUGAAGUGUUGAGUAGUAACGAUGCGCAAGAUCGAUGA